Molecule: messenger RNA, 2706 nt
Organism: Castor canadensis (American beaver)
Lineage: Eukaryota; Metazoa; Chordata; Mammalia; Rodentia; Castoridae
Source: RefSeq, a predicted model, not a curated record
AUGGGCCCAAAAUGCACCACGGCCCGGUCCACUGUCUCCCUGCGAUUCCUCCUCGGCUCUGGUCCCGAGCUGGCCUCUGGUCCUCCAGGUCCCCACCUUCUCCCCUCCGCGGAGCUGGACAGCGGCCAUCUGAGCCAAGAGAGCCCAAAGGAGGGGACACCGAUGGCCGCUGUGACUCCCGCACAGUCUGGGGAAGAGCUGGACGAGCUGGCCAUGCAGGGGACAGUGUCCUCUGCCCACCACGACCCCACAGAGACGGCCGGCACGGGGCUCACCCCGGCCCCGGGAAAGAGGUGGCAGCCACGGCCCCAGGCCACAUCCACGGUGGCCUCCUCAGGCCCGGCCAUCCCGUCCCCGUCCGUGCCGGGGGACCCGGACUCCCUGGUGUCCUUGGAUCCGCUGUGGCCAGGCCCCGAGGAGGACACGGAGCCCAUGACCCCUGCGCCCCUGCAGGUGGCUCCCCUCACCCCGCAGCCCUACGAGGCCCUCGUGACCCCGAGGAGGCCCGAACCCCGCGAGGCGUCCCCCGAUGACCUCAGGGACAAAGCUGAGAACGAGCUGACCGGCUCGGCCUCCGAGGAGAGCCAGGAGACCACCACGUCCACCAUCGUCACCACCACGGUCAUCACCACCGAGCAGGCCCCAGCCCUCUGCAGUGUGACCUUCACUGACCCCGAGGGUUUCAUCGACUCCAACGACUACCCACCGCUGCCCUCGAACAACUUCCUGGAGUGCACCUACAACGUGACGGUCUACACCGGCUACGGCGUGGAGCUCCAGGUGAAGAGCGUGAACCUGUCGGACGGGGAGCUGCUGUCCAUCCGCGGCGUGGACGGUGCCGCACUGGCCGUGCUUGCCAACCAGACGCUGCUGGUGGAGGGGCAGGUGGUGCGGAGUCACACGAACGCGGUGUCCGUCCUCUUCCGCGGCCUCGCCGACGGCCCGGGGACCUUCCAGCUGCACUACCAGGCUUUCAUGCUCAGCUGCAGCUUCCCCCGCCGGCCGGACUCCGGGGACGUCACGGUGCUGGACCUGCACGCGGGCGGGGUGGCCCAUUUCCAUUGCCACCUCGGCUACGAGCUGCAGGGCGCCAGGACCCUGACCUGCAUCAACGCCUCCCGGCCCCACUGGAGCAGCCAGGAGCCGGCCUGCUCAGCCCCCUGUGGAGGAGCAGUGGUCAACGCCACCAUCGGCCGUGUCCUGUCUCCCAGCUUCCCGGCAGACGCCAACGGCAGCCAGCUGUGCGUCUGGAGCAUCGAGGCCCCCGAGGGGCAGCGGCUGCACCUGCACUUUGAGAGGCUGGCGCUGCAGGGCACAGACAGGAUGGUCAUCUACAGCGGGCUGACCAACAAGUCGGCCGUGCUCUACGACUCGCUGCACAGCGACAGUGUCCCCUUCGAGGGGCUGCUGAGUGACCACAGCAGCCUCCGCAUUGAGUUCAUGGCCAGCCAGGGCCCGGCGGCCUCUGUCUUCCAUGUCCGCUUUGAGGCCUUCGAGAAGGGUCACUGCUACGAGCCCUACAUCCAGAACGGGAACUUCAGCACCUCCGACCCCACCUACAACAUCGGGGCCGUGGUGGAGUUCACCUGUGACCCCGGGCACUCCCUGGAGCAGGGCCCCGCCAUCAUCCAGUGCGUCAACGUGCGCGACCCCUACUGGAACGACACCGAGCCGCUGUGCCGAGCCAUGUGUGGCGGGGAGCUGUCUGCUGCGGCCGUGGUCCUGUCCCCAAACUGGCCGGAGCCCUACGUGGAGGGGGAGGACUGCGUGUGGAGGAUCCACGUGGGGGAGGACAAGCGGGUCUUCCUGGACGUCCAGUUCCUGAACCUGAGCAACAGUGACAUCCUGACCGUCUACGACGGGGACGAGGUCACGCCCCACAUCCUGGGCCAGUACCUGGGCAGCAGCGGUCCUCAGAAGCUCUACUCGUCCUCACCAGAGCUCACCAUCCAGUUCCACUCUGACCCGGCCGGCCUCAUCUUCGGGAAGGGCCAGGGUUUCAUCAUGAACUACGUGGAGGUGUCGAGGAAUGACUCCUGCCCGGACCUGCCCGAGAUCCAGAACGGCUGGAAAACGACCUCGCACGCGGAGCUGGCCAGGGGCACGCGGAUCACUUACCAGUGUGACCCCGGCUACGACAUCGUGGGCAGCGACACCCUCACCUGCCAGUGGGACCUCAGCUGGAGCAGUGACCCCCCGUUCUGCGAGAAGAUCAUGUACUGCAGCGACCCGGGCGAGGUGGCGCACUCCACGCGCCUCAUCUCCGACCCCGUGCUGCUGGUGGGCACCACCAUCCAGUACUCCUGCAAUCCCGGCUUCGUGCUGGAGGGCAGCUCCCUGCUGACCUGCUACAGCCGCGAGACGGGGACCCCCAUCUGGACGUCGCGCCUGCCGCUCUGCGUCCGUGAGUCCGGGGAAAGGACGGGGCCCCGAGGGACCAACGGGGAGCUCUGGCCGGCAGAACCCGCGUCGGCCUCGAGUCUCCGCGAUCACAAAAAGGCCGAGAGCCGGGCCCACGGCUCCUCUGUCCCUGUGGCUUCUGGGGGGGACGAGAGCGAGGUCACCGUCACCCCAGUCCCUCCACCUGGCUGUGGAUGGGGAAGUGGGGGUCCCGUCCACGCUGUCACCUCGCGGCCCCCGGUGACAUCACCGCGUGACUUCUUCCUGCCCCCCACGGCGGGCGUCGGAGGACACCGGGCAGCCUGA